AUGUCCGCCCUUGAACUCGUUAAGCAAUAUUCACAGACUGCCCUCGCGCAGCUCCCCGGCCCUGCGCAGGCGCUUCUGGCCAAGCCGCUCACCCAGAAGGCGCUGGCCGUCCUGUUGGCUUUGGGUGUUUUGCGCUCUCUCAACAGCUCCCUGUCGCAAUGGACUUUGAACAACUGGACUAGCAACCAGCGCUGGCAGCCCGCGCACGAGAUCAUUCUCCUGACCGGUGGUUGCAGCGGCAUCGGCAAGCAGGUCAUGGAAGACCUGGCGAAGACGGGCGUGCGCGUAGUCAUUCUCGACAUCAACGAGCCCAACUUUAAGCUUCCCGCCAAUGUCUCCUUCUACCGCGCCGAUAUCACCUCCUCUGCCAACAUCGCCGAGGUCGCAAAGGCCAUCCGCAGCGACCACGGUGAGCCUACCGUCCUCAUCAACAAUGCCGGUGUUGGUCACGACGGUACUAUUCUCGAAGAGCCCGAAGCCAAGAUCCGCCAGACUUUCGAGGUCAACACCAUCUCGCACUUCCUCAUGGUCAAGGAGUUCCUUCCGGCCAUGAUCAAGGCCAACCACGGCCACAUCGUGACCAUCGCCAGUAUGGCCAGUUUUGUCGGAAUUGGUGAAAUGGCCGAUUACUGCGGUUCCAAGGCUAGUGCUCUGGCCUUCCACGAGAGUCUGCGCCAGGAGCUGAAAACUUGGUACAACGCCCCCGCCGUCCGAACCAGCAUCAUCCACCCAAUGUGGGUUCGCACUCCCAUGAUCAAGCUCCUGACCGAUCACGAGUCCCACUUCCGUCAGCCCAUCAUGACCGUCCAGACCGUUUCGGACGCUAUCUGCAAGCAGAUCCUCACCCAGAACAGUGGCCAGGUGAUCCUGCCCAAGAGCCAGACGGCUGCUAGCUUGGUGCGCGCUAUGCCUACCUGGAUGCAGGAGGGUAUUCGCACGAUUGCCUCGGGAUCGCUGCGGAGACUGCGCGAUGUGCAGAAGCAGGGCUUGUAA
Messenger RNA from Penicillium atrosanguineum, 993 nucleotides. RefSeq names its product SDR family oxidoreductase. The record is from RefSeq and is a predicted model, not a curated record. Gene Ontology annotation, molecular function: oxidoreductase activity, acting on the CH-OH group of donors, NAD or NADP as acceptor. NCBI's taxonomy places the organism in Eukaryota, Fungi, Ascomycota, Eurotiomycetes, Eurotiales, Aspergillaceae. The coding region runs from base 1 to 993 and encodes 330 amino acids. The transcript has 2 exons.